AGAUAAGCGGUCCCGAAAAUGGAUUGAUGCAGAUUGUCAUGCCAGUCUCCUUCCUUCAGUAAUGUUGAAAUAAUUGUCUCCUUACAGAACGCUUCCCCACGUCAAGGACUGUACAUUUUUCUUUCUAAUAACACGUUUUAACGUGACGAUUAUUAGGCUUAGAUUAUGUAGCUCGUCCGCCAUGCAAGUUCCUGUGAAUUAGCUAUUAAUAUGGAAACGAUACCACGUUAAAAAUGAUUUACUGCAUUAACGUAAAGCUCUCCGUUAUCAAUCGAAUUACAGUCAGCGCUCCUGUCGGAGCUGCCGUUAUAGAAAGUUCAUCAACACCUUCUGACCAGUCAGAUCGAACAAUUGGACAGUACUGUAAUCGGAGCAGGAUUUUCUGUCCGUGCUGCUGGACGUUCUUUCGUGGAGCGCUCAGCUGGUGAACAGGAUUGUAGGAUUGGUUUUUUCAAAGGAGGACACACGCCGUAUUCCAUAUCUACGUAAAAAAAAAACCAAAUUGUGCGUGGCUGUCUUUAUGUUGGUUCAAAAUGGAAAGGUGUUGAACAAUAUUCAGAUCGCAAGCAUUUUAAGGUGUACAUGAUUCCAAUAUCGUCUAAUCUCGAGUGUACCGAUAACCCGUUAACGCGCCGUGUUUUUUCUUUUCUUUUCUUUCAAAUUAGGUCAUCGAUUUGACACUACUAAAGCGUUCCAAUGUUUGUUUGUUUUUUCUUUUUCUUAAAUCUGUGUAAAAUGUGUAGGAGUGUUUGUGGUGUUAGUGCAGUAAAAUCCCUGUUUUUCACACAUUAGAACAGGGGAAACACAAGCAAAGGAAAUGUGAGCGUCCUCUCGGCACACUGACAGCGAAGCCGCCGACCGGCCAGGACGCCUCCAAAAGGUGAAUCCCUCAGAAAAGAGGUUUUUUCCUACGGACACAAAGGGCCACUGUCCUCUGAUUGGCUCGGACACCCCCCAGUGACAUGCCCGUGGCCAAUCAGAGGUGCUUAAUGGCUGGGGACGUUGAGGUGUACCUGUCACAGGUGCAUGAUGGGAGCGUGUCCUCAGGCUUCCGAGCCUUGUACGAGGAACGUCUCCUGCUGGAUGUGACGCUCCUGAUAGAAGAGCAUCACUUCCAGGCCCACAAGGCCCUGUUGGCCACACAGAGCGACUACUUCCGGGUGAUGUUCACGGCAGAUAUGCGCGAGCGAGACCAGGACAAGAUCCACAUGAAAGGGCUGACAGCAGCUGGCUUCGGCCACGUCCUUCGCUUCAUGUAUUAUGGCUCGUUGGAACUCAGCAUGCCCACAGUGCAGGAGAUUCUGCAGGCGGCCAUGUACGUGCAGCUCACUGAGGCUGUGGAGUUCUGCUGUUCUUUCCUGUUGGCCAAAAUCUGCCUGGAGAACUGUGCCGAGGUCAUGAGGCUGUUGGAUGACUUCAGUGUAGCUGUGGAGGGAGUGCAGGAACGGCUGGACGCCUUCCUGCUGGAGAACUUUGUGCCUCUGAUGUCGAGGCCGGACUUUUUGUCCUACCUGAGCCUGGAGAAGCUGGUGGUGUGCCUGGGCAGUGAACGGCUGAGUCGGUUCCCGGAGAUCGAGCUGUACGAGGCUGUGCAGGCCUGGCUCAGACAUGACCGACGCCGCUGGAGACACACGGACGCCGUAGUGCAGAACCUGCGCUUUGGCCUCAUGACACCGACACAAGUGUUCGAAAAGGUGAAGACGUCCGAGUUCUAUCGUUACUCCCGUCAGCUGAGGCAGGAAGUGGACCAGGCACUCAACUACUUUCAUUCGGUGAACGAGCAGCCGCUAGCCGAAACGAAGUCCAACCGGAUCCGAUCUGUUCGGCCUCAGACGGCCGUGUUCCGAGGGAUGAUCGGUCACAGCAUGGUGAACAGCAAGAUCCUCCUGCUGCAUCGGCCAAAGGUUUGGUGGGAGUUGGAAGGUCCACAAGUUCCUCUUCGGCCUGAUUGUUUGGCCAUCGUCAACAAUUUUGCUUUCCUGUUAGGAGGCGAGGAGCUAGGGCCAGAUGGAGAGUUUCACGCAUCAUCCAAGGUUUACCGCUACGAUCCAAGGCAGAAUUCCUGGCUCAGGAUGGCAGACAUGUCGGUCCCUAGGUCAGAAUUUGCUGUCGGUGUGAUCGGAAAGUUCAUCUACGCCGUGGCAGGACGGACACGGGACGAGACGUUUUACUCGACAGAGCGCUAUGACAUUGCAGAGGAUAAGUGGGAGUUCGUGGAUCCGUAUCCAGUUAACAAAUACGGCCACGAGGGCACGGUGUUGAAUGGAAAACUGUACAUCACGGGUGGUAUCACAUCAUCCUCCACCUCCAAACAGGUGUGUGUGUUUGAUCCCGAGCGCGAGGGAGCAUCGGAACACCGCACACGCCGCAAUCCCAUUCUUACUAACUGCUGGGAGAACAAAUCUAAGAUGAACUAUGCACGCUGUUUCCACAAGAUGAUCUCCCACAACGGGAAACUUUACGUGUUCGGAGGGGUUUGUGUAAUCCUGAGGGCGUCUUUCGAAUCCCAAGGCUGCCCUUCAACGGAAGUGUACAAUCCGGAAACGGACGAAUGGACCAUCCUUGCCUCCAUGCCCAUUGGGCGAAGUGGGCAUGGCGUGGCCGUACUAGACAAACAGAUCAUGGUGCUGGGUGGAUUGUGCUACAACGGCCAUUACAGCGACUCUAUACUCACCUUUGACCCCGAGGAGAACAAGUGGAAGGAGGAUGAGUAUCCCAGAAUGCCUUGCAAACUGGAUGGCUUGCAGGUGUGCAGCCUGCACUUCCCUGAGUAUGUCCUGGAACACAUGAAGCGCUGUAGCUGAGGGUCUCUGAGAAGGAUGAGGGGUGAGAAAGGAAAAAAACAAAAAAAAAAAACGUUUACAAAUGUGAAAGUAGUCUUCAUAUACUGAUUACACUUUUAAACAGUAGGCCAGUGAUUAUUUAAGAACAAAAAGCAACAUACUUUUUAGGCAGGGGCAGGGGGUGGGUAUCGGGGUGGGAAGGAGGGAGGGAUUGGUUAAUACUGCUGGUUAAGCUGUUUAAGCUUUUUUUCUUUUCCCCCCCAGAAUUAGCUUUCUCAUUUAAAGAGGACUUGAAUAGCAAACGUUUCUGUGGACUUUUUUUGUGCAUAAUACGAUAAUACGUCCGUCUGUUCUGUAAUCGUAAUGUCCUGUACAAUAACCGCAUACUGCAUUUCCACCACGUCGUUAACCGUGAAAUCGUCCCAUUCCCCUCGUGUUCUGCUUGAUGGUGUUUGAGGAAGUUUUGUAUGUGUACACACACUCCCACACACAUACAGAUACACACGUGUGCUUCUUCCACCACUUCCAACUCUGAUGCAAUUUGCUGCACUUAUGAACAACUGGACAAAAAUAGACAUUUUAAAUGUCUAACAAAAAAAACAAAAACAAAAAAAAAAUCCUGUUGGUUUUUGUUUUAAGAGUCAUUUGUGUUGCUGCCACACACUAUGAGCUGUAGAAGGUUUUUGAAUUAUGAUGAUUAUAAAGAUAGUGACACUAAUCUGUGAUUAAAUUUUGCACUCUGAAGGGUGUUUUUUUAUUUUUACUGCUAGGCAAUAACACUGGUCCUCCACUACUGAUGAAAGGGGAAAGGGGGUGAGAGGAGAGUAAAGGUGAUCUAUACAUGUCAAUCUCCUGCAAACCUCUGCCAAAUAUAUAUUAACACUUUAACCCUGUUUAAUUUAUUAACUUGCUGUAGACUUGUCUUGAUCCCACUAAGAUAAACCAGCUGCUGUUUUCAGUUUUGUCACAUUUCCUGUAUUGUUUCAUGAGCAAAGGGCUAAAGGACAUAUGCAUUUUUAUUUAUUUAUUAUUAUUUUUUUUUCUUCAGAGGGGUCAUGCCAAAACAUAGGUCUUCAGUCUAAUCUGUAAAGAAACAUGUGUUUAAAGGCCACUUCUAUUUAUACAGUAUUGUUUUAUACAUUUGAUUAAUAAUCACACAGAGGUCAGAUUGGCUGAAUUUCUCAGGAUAGAAUGUGUUGCUGGACAAAUUGAGCUCUAUGACUUGUACAGUAAAGGCAUAUUACUAUUUUAACACCUAAUACUAUCAUUUUCGAAUUGCUGCCCGAGGCGUUGUAGCGCACUCGGAUGAAAGCACUAUCUGCCCUCUUCUUCAAACAUGAUUUGACAGAUGUCCAUGAUCGGUUAGUUUCGUUUGCUUAGCGCCUGGCCGCAGAUGGCGGAGGCAUUGUCAGGAUUCGAACGUGCGAAUAGUGAGAUGCCGUAGAUGGGAAUGUGUCAAGCAGAUCUGACUUUUGAGAGUUUCUCAAGGUAAUAUUCAUAAAUGUUAACAUUAGCUCGCUGGCCAAUACGCUAUAUUGGCCAAAAGGUUGUGGACACCUGUCUAUCUAUCUAUUUAUCCAUCCAUCCAUCCAUCCAUCCACAAGAGCAUUUGUAAGGGUCGGGCACUGAUGUCGGGUGAGGAGUCUUGGGGCACAUGAGCAUUCCGGUUUAUCCCAAAGGUGUUCAAUGGGGUUGAGGUCAGGGCUCUGUGCAGGCCACUCACGUUCUCCCACUUGGCAAGCCAUUUCUUCAUGGACUUUGCUUUGUGCACAGAGAUUUUUAUCAUGCUGGAACAUAUUUGGGCUUCUUCGUUACAGCAAAGGGAGACUGUAAUGCUACAGCAUACAACAUCAUAUAUAAUUGUGUACUUUCAACUUUGUGGCAUCAGGUUGGGAAAGGCCCGUAUAUAGGUGUGGUGGUCAUAUAGCAUAGGAGCUAACCUGACAGAACCUCUGGGAGAAUUUUUAUGUCAUGUUGGUAGAUGUUUAUAAUUAAUAUAACUCUAGCUGCCUCACGUAAUCUAAAACCUAUUUGAGUGUAAUCAUAAAACUGUGUGAGAGCACCGAUACACUGGAAAGGCAUCUUUGUGGGCUCUAAAGAGAUCAGUGAACCAUCGCGCAUUAUCUGUUUAAGGUAUAUUGGCUAUUCUCCACAGUUUUACUUAACUUAAUCGUUCUUUUUGUCCAGCUACACAUUGUUCGUGAGAUUGUUCUACCCGGUCAGUUAAGUUUUAUGUAAUAACACUCAAAUCUCUUCUUCUGUAUUAUGCUUCCGUCAGUCGUUGGUUAUACAAUACAUUGUGAUUUUCAAUAACUCAAAGGUGGAGGCUGUCUAGAUACGUGGCAUCUUUGGGCAGCACUUGUGCCCUUAAGCUAAGCUUUGUCCAAUUCAGAAGGCAGCUUUUUCUAAGGCUUCAUAUUUGCAUUUGUGCUCGAAUAAGGCAAUCCCGUAAUAGUAAUGUUAAUGUAUAGUUCUAUACAUUAUAGACUUUUAUAAACUUAUUAUUUAUUUUAAUAUCAGUACAUGCCUACCUCAUGUCUGUUUCCCCUGGGAUUCAUUGGCUUUGUACUGAUAUUACUUAUGGUACUGGUUUGAACUUCCUCAAAUACUGAUUCCCUUAUGUCUCUGUCUUGUAGGUCACAUGUUUUUCUUUUUCCACAACCAACUGUCAAUGUCAUGUACAUAUAGACACCAAACUACAGCCUGAAAGGGUAUCUGCUGUGCAGCUUAAGGUAUAAAAUGCACAGGUCUAUCCAGUUUAGAGUUAUCCUUGUCACAUAUAUCCCUCUGCAAAAUAAUCUGAAUAAAAAAAUCAAAAAAAAAUCCAGUUUAAUAAAACAUAGCCCUGUAUCUAAACUGUACUUGAGCAUUACUCAGAUUACUGACGUAUUUACUGUGAUCUGAUGCUUUAUUGCUACUUGGAGACUUUGUAAUUUCUUUCCUGAAAUAAAUGUUCCUAUUGUUCAGUUUUUCAGUGGUCUUUUUUUUUUAUUAUUUAUUAUUAAUUUAAAAAAAAGAAAAAGGUCACUAAAGUUUAAUAAACA
This is a messenger RNA of Ictalurus furcatus (blue catfish), 5827 nucleotides long. RefSeq names its product kelch-like family member 15 (gene klhl15). Gene Ontology annotation, molecular function: protein binding. NCBI's taxonomy places the organism in Eukaryota, Metazoa, Chordata, Actinopteri, Siluriformes, Ictaluridae. The transcript is spliced from 4 exons. The record is from RefSeq and is a predicted model, not a curated record. Gene Ontology annotation, biological process: nuclear protein quality control by the ubiquitin-proteasome system; protein ubiquitination. Gene Ontology annotation, cellular component: nucleus; Cul3-RING ubiquitin ligase complex. The coding region runs from base 963 to 2804 and encodes 613 amino acids.